Messenger RNA from Penicillium brasilianum, 1168 nucleotides. Lineage: Eukaryota; Fungi; Ascomycota; Eurotiomycetes; Eurotiales; Aspergillaceae. The record is from the annotation of a GenBank genome assembly.
CUUUGAAGGCGAUCUUUUUUCGCAUUCCUGUAGAUGGAUAAAGCCACUGAUCAUGAAUUUAAUAGUUCGUCAUGACGAGAUCAGAAAGACGACGCAUUGAAAUGAUCGGACACCCGAUUUGGUAAAGUUCAUUCCGUGGAGUAGUCCGAGUAGUCCGAGUAGUCCGAUGGGGGCCUAACCAACCUAAAUCCGUUCACUUCUAUUCCCUUGGACUCGCAAGGCAACACCGAAGACAAAGGGAAGAAAACCUUCGUAUCUAGGUCGCAUCUCAUGACACCCAAGAUAUCACUUUGAAAAGUUCUACUCCGGAUUAUUCCAAACCUUGUCAUUUCAAACCUUUCGCUUGGUCCUAAAUACCACUUCCAGAGCAGGGAGAACACCCCGUUUCACAGUGUAUCAAACCGUAACGAUGGACUCAUCUCAAAAAGGCUUAACGAUGCCAUCCUUUCAGCAAAAAGGCAGCAACAUCCUGAUUCGCCCUACACACUACUCGGAUAUUCGCUUUAUGGCAAACAUCGCGGCAGCCGAAUAUCGAGACUCGGUUCUCAGCAACUUCCUCUGCCCGUAUCGUCAUCAGUAUCCCAACCACUUCAACAGGCGCUUCCUACAUUUCUUCCAAGCCCGCCAUUUUGACCCUCGCUCGAUUGGCUUUGUAGCUGUGGAGUCUUCCAGCCCCAACAAGCCCGUAGGCUACAUUCAAAUAACCCGUUUGGGAGACGACGAGCCUGCCAAACGAUUGAUUGCGACUCGGGACACCCUCUGGCGCCGGCUGUGUCACUGGUUGCUUCAGACUCAAAUUUCAAUCGUAAACUAUCUCUGGCCUGAUCGAUCUACCGAUCGCGAAGCAGCGCGCCAAUUCGACGAGUCGGCCCAGCGCGAUAGCGAGAAGUAUUGGGAGUCUGAUGAGAUGAAGGCCAAAGUUGGGAAUCGCUGGCACGUCAAGAGUCUUGUUGUCGCCUCGUCGCAUCAACGUCGGGGAAUUGGCCAGAGGCUUAUGGCGGAGGCUAUGCAAAGGGCUCAGCAAGAGGGUGUUGUGGUUGGGUUGGAGGCUAGUGCGGAUGGCGAGAAGCUCUACCGAUCGCUGGGAUUUGAGAUGCGAGGCCCAUAUUCUAUGGCUGUCGGGCCACCAAGGGGAGGAUUUAUGAUGUGGACUCCUCAACAGACAUAG